UCAUGGAACUUUUAAGAUUUCAUACUUAUGCAAUGCCAGACCUGGGUGUUGCCUCAGGUCUGGCGGCAGUUCUUUCAUUCUGUGAUCUGGGUUACUAUGAAGGUUAUAUGCUUGGGCAUUGCCAGCCCAUGGCUUUCCCACAGGCUGGCAGCAUGUUUUAUUCAAUGCUGUGUGAUAGUAUUCAUGCUACCUGGCCCGUGGUAUACUUUCAGUGAUAUCCUUGUCUUCUUGAAUAU
Molecule: messenger RNA, 236 nt
Organism: Rhodofomes roseus
Lineage: Eukaryota; Fungi; Basidiomycota; Agaricomycetes; Polyporales; Fomitopsidaceae
Exons: 1
Source: RefSeq, a predicted model, not a curated record